Messenger RNA from Schistosoma spindalis, 837 nucleotides. The record is from the annotation of a GenBank genome assembly. NCBI's taxonomy places the organism in Eukaryota, Metazoa, Platyhelminthes, Trematoda, Strigeidida, Schistosomatidae.
AUGUGGAAGUCCCUGACUUUUUCGCUAUCAUCAGCCUUCAGUCUCGCUCGUUGCGCUUCAACUGCAACGGAAUCAGCUCCACUUAUGAAGACCUUUUCCAUUUACAGAUGGAACCCAGAUAAACGUGGAGAAAAACCCACUAUGCAAAAUUAUCAAGUCGAUCUUAAUGAUUGCGGACCCAUGGUCUUGGAUGCUUUAAUCAAGAUAAAGAAUGAACAAGAUCCUACUCUGACAUUUCGACGUUCUUGCCGUGAGGGAAUAUGUGGUUCUUGUGCAAUGAACAUAGAGGGUCGUAAUCACCUUGCCUGUAUAUGGGAAAUAGAUCCAGAUGUUAGCAAGACAACUAAAAUAUAUCCAUUGCCUCAUAUGUACGUAAUUAAGGAUCUAAUUCCAGAUAUGAAUAAUUUUUAUGCUCAGUACCGUUUUAUUGAGCCUUAUUUGAAGAAAAAGAAUGUGUCUGAAGAAGAUAUUGGGAAAAAGACUUAUUAUCAGUCAGUGGAAGACAGAGCAAAGUUAGAUGGGCUUUAUGAAUGCAUUCUGUGUGCUUGUUGUUCUACAUCGUGUCCAUCUUAUUGGUGGAAUGGUGAUAAGUAUUUGGGUCCCGCUGUUCUACUUCAGGCUUACAGAUGGUUAGUCGAUUCACGUGAUGAUUAUACGUAUGAACGUUUGGCUGAGUUCCAAAACAAGUGGUCACUUUAUCGAUGUCAUACUAUUAUGAAUUGUACAGAAACUUGCCCAAAAGGAUUGAAUCCUGGUUUGGCUAUUGGAGAGAUUAAGAAAAUGCUAAUCUAUUUCAAUCAGUAUAAACACAAGAAACCGGAGACGAGAACUGUCUAG